AAGUCAAUUCAAAGCCUAUAAAUACCUCAGAUUUCUUCCAUUUUUUCGGGUGACCUCUAAGUUUCCAACAAACCAAAUAAAUCUUCUUCCAUAAUUUCAUCCUUAUUUCUAUUCUCUUUUCAUUUCUAAAUCCAAAACCUUCCCACAAACAAACCACCAUGGCCGCCGCCGGAGGAACAGAGGCUUUCCCCGAUCUCGGCCGCCACUGCCAGCACUCCGAUUGCCACCAACUCGAUUUCCUCCCCUUCACCUGCGACGGUUGCCAAAAGGUUUUCUGUUCGGAACAUCGCGGUUUCAAAUCCCACGACUGCCCUGAAUCCGAUCGGAACAGCAGAAAAGUUGUGGUCUGCGAAAUCUGCUCGACGUCGAUCGAGACCACUGGGAAGGACGGCGGCGACGAGACCAAGAUUCUGGAGAGGCAUCACGAAUCGGGAGAUUGCGAUCCAAGCAAGAAGAAGAAGCCCACGUGUGCGGUGAAGCGGUGCCGGGAAAUUCUUACGUUUUCGAAUACUUGUGUGUGCAAAACCUGCCGGCUGAAAGUGUGUUUGAAGCACCGGUUUCCGGCGGAGCAUGGUUGUGGACGUCCGUCGUCAACGGCAGGGGCGGUGGCAGAUAAAGGACGGUGGAAUGAGAAGUUUAUGGCGGCUUUGGGGUUGAGGAGCGGCGAGGAUUGUGGGAAGAGGGAACGGCCAAGGACGGGGGCGAAGGGAUCUUCUCCGACCGCCCCAUCCGUUAAAGCUUGUUGAUUCCAAAUCAAAAAUGAAAAGAAUGCUCAUAAUUAUCAAAGCCUCUCUUCGAUAAUCAAAAACUUGUAUGUAGCCUUAUAAACUUCUUGUUUAAAAGAUGGAUCUAUAAUUUUACUUCUA
This is a messenger RNA of Cucumis melo (muskmelon), 866 nucleotides long. Its product is annotated as zinc finger AN1 domain-containing stress-associated protein 12. Gene Ontology annotation, molecular function: zinc ion binding. NCBI's taxonomy places the organism in Eukaryota, Viridiplantae, Streptophyta, Magnoliopsida, Cucurbitales, Cucurbitaceae. Bases 159 to 746 code for a protein of 195 amino acids. The transcript has 2 exons. The record is from RefSeq and is a predicted model, not a curated record. Gene Ontology annotation, cellular component: cytoplasm.